Molecule: messenger RNA, 3540 nt
Organism: Trichomycterus rosablanca
Lineage: Eukaryota; Metazoa; Chordata; Actinopteri; Siluriformes; Trichomycteridae
Gene: pde4bb
Product: phosphodiesterase 4B, cAMP-specific b
Exons: 15
Coding region: 108-2075 (655 amino acids)
Biological process (GO): signal transduction
Cellular component (GO): cytosol; nucleus; perinuclear region of cytoplasm
Molecular function (GO): transmembrane transporter binding; 3',5'-cyclic-AMP phosphodiesterase activity
Source: RefSeq, a predicted model, not a curated record
CCCUCCUCGUUACUGAUCCUCGCAGCGCUGACUCGGAGCUCUCCGUAUGUCUGCCGCGCGGCGUGAUACUCAGACACCGCUCAUGAUCACGGCUACAGUUCUGAGCCAUGGAUUCGGAUUAUCAAACGCAGAUCGGGACGGUCAAGCCGGAGCCGGACGCUCCGAACUCGGCACGUGCCUACAGGAAGACGGGGGUGAAAAAAAUCCCCCGUCAGAGGCGGCGCUUCACGGUAGCGGUUUCACACAGCUGUCUGGAGGUAGAGAACGGACCCUGUAGCCCGGUGGAGAUGCAGGUCUCUCCAGGUUCUGCUCUGGUUCUUCCACACAGUCAGAGGAGAGAAUCGUUCCUGUACCGCUCCGACAGCGACUACGACAUCUCGCCCAAAUCCACCUCCCGCAACUCGUCCAUCGCUGGGGAAAUACACGGUGAAGAUCUGAUCGUCACACCGUUUGCUCAGGUCCUCGCCAGUCUGCGGACGGUCAGGAACAACUUCAGCAUCCUGACCAACGUCCAGGGUUCCUCCAGCAAGAGAUCACCAGUCAGCAUCCAGCCGCCACCCAGCAGAUCCUCUCUCUCAGAUGAGUCGUAUCAGAAGCUCGCCCUGGAGACCAUCGAUGAGCUGGACUGGUGCCUGGACCAGCUGGAGACCAUCCAGACGUACCGCUCGGUCAGCGAUAUGGCCUCCAACAAGUUCAAGAGGAUGCUGAACCGCGAGCUGACACACCUGUCGGAAAUGAGCCGCUCUGGGAACCAGGUCUCCGAGUUCAUCUCCAACACUUUCCUAGACAAACACAACGAGCUGGAGAUCCCGUCCCCUCCGCCCAAGUCUCGGGAGAGGAAGAGGAGGCAGCAGCAGCCGCUCAUGACUCAAAUCAGCGGCACGAGGAAGGUCACGCACGGACCGGGGGUCUCCGGCGGGUGCAGCGUGGCCCGGUUCGGCGUCAAGACCGACCUGGAGGACCUGCUCGCAAAGGACUUGGAGAACGUCAACAAGUGGGGACUGAACAUCUCCCGGAUCGCCGACCACUCCCACCAGCGACCCCUGACCUGCGUCAUGUACGCCAUCUUCCAGGAGCGAGACCUGAUGAAGACGUUCAAGAUCCCCAUGGACACGUUCGUGACCUACAUGAUGACGCUGGAGGACCACUAUCACUCGGACGUGGCGUAUCACAACAGCCUGCACGCCGCCGACGUCGCCCAGUCCACGCACAUCCUGCUGUCCACCCCGGCUCUGGAGGCCGUCUUCACAGACCUGGAGAUCCUGGCAGCCAUCUUCGCAGCCGCCGUCCAUGACGUGGACCAUCCGGGGGUCUCCAACCAGUUCCUGAUUAAUACCAAUUCAGAACUGGCGCUGAUGUACAACGACGAGUCGGUCCUGGAGAACCAUCACCUGGCGGUGGGCUUCAAACUCCUGCAGGGAGAAAACUGCGACAUCUUCCAAAAUCUGACCAAGAAGCAGAGGCAGACGCUCAGGAGGAUGGUCAUCGAGAUGGUCCUGGCGACGGAUAUGUCCAAGCACAUGAGCCUGCUGGCCGAUCUGAAGACCAUGGUGGAGACCAAGAAAGUGACCAGCUCAGGGGUCCUACUGCUGGACAACUACACAGACAGGAUACAGGUGCUGCGCGCCAUGGUGCACUGCGCCGACCUCAGCAACCCCACCAAGCCACUGGAGCUGUACCGCGAGUGGACGGACCGCAUCAUGGACGAGUUCUUCCACCAGGGCGACCGCGAGAGAGAGCGCGGCAUGGAGAUCAGCCCCAUGUGCGACAAACACACCGCCUCCGUAGAGAAGUCUCAGGUGGGAUUCAUCGACUACAUCGUGCACCCGCUGUGGGAGACGUGGGCCGACCUGGUGCACCCGGACGCCCAGGACAUCCUGGACACCCUGGAGGAAAACAGGAACUGGUACCACCGGAUGAUCCCCCGGAGUCCCUCUCCUCCCUUCUACGAGUCCGGCGGAGACAAGUUCCAGUUCGAAAUGACUUUGGAGGGCGAGGAUGGAGAAACGGCCCAUGCGAGACAGUCGCCAGACGAGGAGUGCCGGGAUCAGACGUCGUCGCCCGCCGAGACGUAGCACCAGACGGGGUCUGGAUGGUCGUUUGUUUGUUCUUUCCUGAGAAACGGAAAGACUUGGGAACCGCUCUAAUCGAGGCCGUUUCUCUCUGAGCCUCUGGGAAGGAGCCUGACGAGGCGGACGCUCCCUGUCACGGUUCGCUCCUCGGACAAAUGGAGUUUCGGAUUCUGAAGCCUGAAGUUGGCGCCGAUGUGGGAGGCAGAGCCGGAUCGCCUGCAGGGACUAUUUUUAUUAUUUUUAUUGCCGUGUUUUUUCUAUCGUGUGUUUGUUUAUGAUGGAAACAUCAGGACCCGCGCACACACGCCAAACAUGAAGGAUUUUCUUUUUAUUUACGCCGAAAGCCAAAUCGUGGAACUCUGAGCUUUCCUCGAUGUGUUUAGAUCUGCAGGUCUUCUUAGAUUUCGGAACAGGUCUAUCCACCGGACUGUUUUCUAACCCAAUAACUCGAGACUCGUAUUUCACUGUGAUUUCUCCUUCCUGGUAUAUUAACGUGUUCUUGGUACUUUUGUUUGUUUUGUUUUGUUUGUAAAUAAGACCGAACGAAUCCAGCACUUUAUUCUUCACACUGAAACCACUUUUGUUUGUUUGUUUUUUUAUUUGAUUUGAUUUUAAGAAGCAGUUUUGUUAUCUUACUCGAUGCAGAAGUGAGCGAGUGAUUUAAUCGGAGAUGUUACGCUCAUGCCAGCUUUCGUUGACGUCAGUACCCAGUUUCUGGGCGAGCGCACACAGGAUGUGGUGAACGCUCGACGCGCUUCGCUCACCCCAACAUCGCAUCUCGAACACCUCGUUUGAAGGGGAGCGGUCACGUGUGCUGUUGUUUGAUCGCAGAGAAGAUUUUAUAUUAUUUUAAGAUGAGACGUUGAUUCCAGCGUUCCUGUUGGUCAGUCCAGAUUCCUCUGACCGAACCCUUGCUGUAUAAAGAGCCGAAUGUGGCCGUUCUCCCUUUAGAGAAGUAAAAAAUACAAUAAAGCCAAUAAAGAACAAGGUCUAUUCUGUUAUAUAGUAUUUAUUAUUAUUAUUAUUUUAUUAUUGCAAUGCUUGAGAUUUUCAGGCUGGAACACGUCAUUAUUCAUCACUCACCAUCGAGAACCUGGUACAAUUUCUUUAUUAUUACUUAAACAAAUAAAAAACUAAACUACGUUUCUUUCUAUAAGUUCUGACGUUCUAGAGUUUCCACGUGAGACCUGUAAGGUCGACGCUCGAUCUCGAAUCUGCUAAAAGCAGCCAAGCUCGAGAUACACACAAAUAUGUUUCAUGUUCGUAUAACGUUAAUAAACGUUUGUAAAACCUUUAUUAUUUUUUAUCUUUCGUUGUUGCACUGUUGAUAAACAUGGCUCUGAUUUCCCUGGUGGAAAAACGUCUUUAUGUUUGUCGUACUGUCGUACCGUGGUGUUACUUUCUACAUUUUUUUAUUUGAAUGGAUCGUCUCACCUGCCAAAGAAACGAAUAAAAUCUGAAAACAAAA